AUGGCUAGUCAUAUCGUGCUCUACACCGGCGCCAAGAUGCCCAUCUUGGGGCUGGGUACCUGGAAGUCCCCUCCCGGCAAAGUGACAGAGGCUGUGAAGGUCGCAAUCGACCUUGGGUACCGACACAUCGACUGCGCCCAUGUGUACCAGAACGAGAAUGAGGUGGGCUUGGCCAUCCAGGAGAAGAUCCAGGAGCAGGUGGUGAAGCGUGAGGACCUCUUCAUUGUCAGCAAGCUGUGGUGCACGCACCACGAGAAGGACCUGGUGAAGGGAGCCUGCCAGAAGACGCUCAGCGACCUGAAGCUGGACUACCUGGACCUCUACCUUAUUCACUGGCCCACGGGUUUCAAGCCUGGGAACGAUAUUUUCCCCCUGGAUGGAGACGGCAAUGUGAUUCCCAGUGAAAGCGACUUUGUGGACACCUGGGCGGCCAUGGAAGAAUUGGUGGAUGAAGGACUGGUGAAAGCUAUUGGAGUCUCCAACUUCAACCAUCUCCAAGUCGAGAAGAUCUUAAACAAACCUGGCUUAAAAUAUAAGCCGGCGGUUAACCAGAUUGAGUGCCACCCAUACCUCACUCAGGAGAAGUUAAUCGAGUACUGCCAGUCCAGAGGCAUUGUGGUGACUGCCUACAGCCCCCUUGGCUCUCCUGACAGGCCCUGGGCCAAGCCCGAGGACCCUUCCCUACUGGAGGAUCCCAGGAUCAAAGCGAUUGCAGACAAGCACAAUAAAACCACAGCCCAGGUUCUGAUCCGGUUCCCCCUGCAGAGAAACCUGAUCGUGAUCCCCAAGUCUGUGACGCCUGAACGCAUUGCUGAGAACUUCCAGGUCUUUGACUUUGAACUGAGCAGUGCAGAUAUGACUACUUUACUCAGCUACAACAGGAACUGGAGGGUCUGUGCCCUGGUGAGCUGUGUCGCCCACAAGGAUUAUCCCUUUCACGCCGAGUUUUGA
This is a messenger RNA of Camelus dromedarius (Arabian camel), 951 nucleotides long. It is a transcript of the gene AKR1B1, whose product is annotated as aldo-keto reductase family 1 member B. Gene Ontology annotation, cellular component: cytosol. NCBI's taxonomy places the organism in Eukaryota, Metazoa, Chordata, Mammalia, Artiodactyla, Camelidae. Gene Ontology annotation, molecular function: aldose reductase (NADPH) activity. The record is from RefSeq and is marked provisional.